This is a messenger RNA of Jaculus jaculus (lesser Egyptian jerboa), 1361 nucleotides long. RefSeq names its product calreticulin-like. Gene Ontology annotation, cellular component: endoplasmic reticulum membrane; endoplasmic reticulum. The record is from RefSeq and is a predicted model, not a curated record. Gene Ontology annotation, molecular function: calcium ion binding. Gene Ontology annotation, biological process: protein folding. Lineage: Eukaryota; Metazoa; Chordata; Mammalia; Rodentia; Dipodidae.
AUGCUGCUGCCCGUGCCGCUCCUGCUGUGUGUCCUCGGCCUGGCUUCGGCCGAGCCCGUCGUCUAUUUCAAGGACGGGGAUGCCUGGACCAACCGCUGGGUCGAAUCGAAGCACAAGUCUGACUUUGGCAAAUUUGUCCUCAGUUCAGGCAAGUUCUACGGUGACCAGGAGAAGGAUAAAGGACUGCAGACGAGCCAAGACGCCCGAUUUUACGCCCUGUCGGCUAGGUUUGAGCCCUUCAGCAACAAGGGCCAGACGCCGGCGGUACAGUUCACUGUGAAGCAUGAGCAGAAUAUCGACUGUGGGGGCGGCUAUGUGAAGCUCUUCCCGGGAGGCCUGGACCAGAAGGACAUGCACGGAGACUCUGAGUACAACAUCAUGUUUGGUCCGGACAUUUGUGGUCCUGGUACCAUUCAUGUCAUCUUCAACUACAAGGGCAAGAACGUGCUGAUCAACAAGGACAUCCGGUGCAAGGAUGAUGAAUUCACACACCUGUACACGCUGAUCGUGAGACCAGACAACACGUAUGAGGUGAAGAUUGACAACAGCCAGGUGGAGUCCGGCUCCUUGGAAGACGAUUGGGAUUUCCUACCGCCCAAGAAGAUAAAGGAUCCUGACGCAGCCAAGCCAGAAGACUGGGACGAGCGAGCCAAAAUCGAUGACCCCACAGACUCCAAGCCUGAGGACUGGGACAAGCCUGAGCACAUCCCUGACCCUGAUGCCAAGAAGCCUGAGGACUGGGAUGAGGAGAUGGAUGGAGAGUGGGAGCCACCAGUCAUUCAGAAUCCUGAGUACAAGGGCGAGUGGAAGCCUCGGCAGAUUGACAACCCGGAUUACAAAGGCACAUGGAUACAUCCAGAAAUUGACAACCCUGAAUACUCCCCUGAUGCCAACAUCUAUGCUUAUGAUAGCUUUGCCGUGUUGGGCCUAGACCUCUGGCAGGUCAAGUCCGGCACCAUCUUUGACAACUUCCUCAUCACCAACGAUGAGGCGUAUGCAGAGGAGUUUGGCAAUGAGACGUGGGGCGUCACAAAGGCUGCCGAGAAGCAGAUGAAGGACAAACAGGAUGAGGAGCAGAGGCUUAAGGAAGAAGAGGAAGACAAGAAGCGGAAGGAGGAGGAAGAGGUAGAGGACAAGGACGAUGAGGAUGAAGAUGAGGAGGACGACAAGGAGGAAGACGAAGAGGAGGAUACUCCUGGCCAGGCCAAAGAUGAGCUGUAGAGGCCAUGCCACCUUCUUCCAGGGCUGGACUGAGGCCUGAGCGCUCCACCGUAGAGCCGGCUGCGCCAAAUAAUGUCUCUAUGAGACUUGAAAACUUUGAUUUUUUUUUUUUUUUCCAGGCAGUUUCAGAUUUGGGGUGG